AUGGAGUGCUACCAGGAGGCGAUGCGCGCGAUAGAGAGGGAGCGCAUCAACGUUUUGAACAAGAUCGACCUGGUCCAGCCUUCCUUCGAGGAGCAGCAUCAACUCGAGUGGGGGCGCCGUUACCAGGAGGAAGAGCUCCUAGCCCUGCGGUUGGAGGUCGGUGAAGUCUCGCGAGAGGUGGAGGCGGAGACAAAGCAGCUUCGAGACAGGGAGGAGAUCAUUCGGGCCAUCCGUGACGAGCAACGGCAGGAUCGGAUAAAAAUCCAGACGUUACUCGCCCUGUCUCAGCCCAUCACCCCGGACAUCACCGUGGUAUUCCAGGCUUUGGCGCCCGACGCCUGCCCUCCACCCCUGCCGCCGCCGUCGAGAGGUUCUCGACCCCUCGAUAGGUCGUCCGUCCCCCAGAACAAUCGAAGAGCGGUAACUUCGAAUUCGCCUUCACGCAGGAGUGUUGCGGCGGCGGCGACAGCCGGGACGAGUGCUGGGCGAGGUCGGCACUUGCGGGAACUGGAGCGCCUCGAAGGUUCGUUCCACGAAACGCUAACAAGAGACAAGCAGGAGAGAGAGAUGCACGCUCGGGUUCAGAAGGACAACGCCGCCCGCGUUAUGGAAGCCCUUGGACGGAGGACCGCCGAGGUGGAGAAGCGGUUAUCCGGGGCAACCGACGACUACCUUCGUUUGAGACACAAGGCCAAAGAAGCUCACGCCGUGUCUGCGGAGGGGCAAAGGCAGUGCGGCGAGGCGCGGGAAAAGAGCCAGGCGGAAGUUAGGAGCCUUGUUGCCGCGGCGGAGGCGGAGGUGGAGGCUAUCAAGGCAGAGGGGGGGCGACGGCUCGAGGACUGCACGGCUGGGCUGAGGGAGAAGCUCGGGGAGGCGGAGGAAGCGCUGCAGGGGGAGCGAUCCCACCAUGCGGCGAUAAAGCAGCGGUUCGAGGAGAGGGUGGGCCGCGCCCGAGAUGGCGUCCUGGCCACGCGGCGGCGGCACCACAAGCUGGUGCGGCGGCGGGCGCAGGAGGUGGUCCACCUGAGCGACGAGAUGUCGGCGCUGCGGAGGGGGGUGACGGAGCUCGAGCGACGGAUGUUCCAGGCGUGGUGA
Molecule: messenger RNA, 1095 nt
Organism: Ectocarpus siliculosus
Lineage: Eukaryota; Phaeophyceae; Ectocarpales; Ectocarpaceae
Source: the annotation of a GenBank genome assembly